Messenger RNA from Psilocybe cubensis, 231 nucleotides. RefSeq lists its product as uncharacterized. The record is from RefSeq and is a predicted model, not a curated record. The transcript has 4 exons. NCBI's taxonomy places the organism in Eukaryota, Fungi, Basidiomycota, Agaricomycetes, Agaricales, Agrocybaceae. The coding region runs from base 1 to 231 and encodes 76 amino acids.
AUGAAAUUAGCAGGAUCUGGCGUCGUGGGACAGUGGCUGGCAGUACUAUGGAUUCCUGUGACUUUUGUUUUUUCUCAUCUACCUUGCAUAGCUUUCACAUCGGCUCCGCACAUCCGCCCUUGUCAACUGAUGACGAUGAAAGCGCACGUUUGUCGGGUGGUCAGGACGAAUGCGGCACGGCGAGGUGUCCCUUCUGAGCCCAAAGCAUCGAGAAGUUUCGACAGGACCUAG